UUCUGGUCUGCAAACUUUGGUAUCUGAUGUUGAACCUUUCUGUGAUUUUGGUAUAGAGCACUGGGCAUUUUCUAAAUCCUUUCUAAUUGAGGGUUUGAGGUUGCAGAGGGAAAGACCGCCUCCUUACUUUGAUUUCCUUUUCAUGUCUGGAUUAGUAUGCCAUAUAUAAAAUAAUUUCAUUAAUUUUGGCUUCAGUGUGCUUUGAGUAUCCCAGAUAUGCACGCUAAACUAAUGUGGAUCUAUUGUGGAUGGGUACUUUGGUUUGUUAGGAGGGUUAUAAAUCUCGGAUGUGAUUAUUAUAACAGUCGCGAAACAAUUUUUUUGGGUGAUAUGGAUGGUGUGUGACUGUCAUUACCUAAUGUAGUGGUCACAAAUUCACAAUGCAGUGAUGCAGCCGAGAACAAAUUCCCUGGUUGAUACUUCCUGAUAAACAGAGAGUUAUCGAUAUGCAGCAACAUUUCUUGCAAACAUAUACUCAUUGUAGGUAAUUCUUAUUGAAAUUAUGCCUCUAGAAAAUGGGCUGAACUGCUGACUGAUGAUGCUUCUCAAUUCUCUAUCCAUUAAACAUGUAGUAGUUUGUCUCAAGUACUUAAAGUAACUUGAUGUUGAUGUUAAACAUGUGAAAUUAUUUAUUUAAUUUGAUGCAAAAAUUGUGAGAUUAAAGUUUUAUUUUUUCGAGGUGGGUCAUAUAAUCCUGUGUUUGUAGAGCCCUAAUGGAUUCAUUAAGCCAUUAAGGAAGGAUUAUGGUCCCAUUUUAUUGGCUUCAUGAAAAUACGCACACCAAAACAGAGGAACUACACUGGCAUGGGCCCAUGCUAUCUUUGAGAUCACUAACUUUUCUCUUUUUGUCAUGCUUCUCCCUCAUUCUGUCCUGCCCCUGCUUUGACGUAGUUUUUGAAUCAGUUGCCCUCUAUUUAAAGCUUGCAUAUUACUUCUUAUUCUUUCCAGUCUUGUUCCGCCUUCCUUCUUUGACGUAGGAAGUUCCAAUCGGUGGCAAUAUCGCCUUCUUUAAUGAUAUAUUAUAUCAACAAUUCUUUAGUAUCAUUUGUCUUCUUGAUUCUGAAAUGAUCAUUCUUCCCGUCUUCUUUUCCUGUUUUCGUAAGAGCAACUUAUCCUUCCUAGGAAGGGAAAUCUAGUUGGGUGAAGUGGUAUGGCUGAUUAUGGUGAUGGGGGAGGAGUUAUGCGGGUUUUGAAGGCUAUAUGUGUAGCUUUUAUGUUGGUUUUUUCUGUACGGUUCUUGUCCAUGGGGAUCCUAGCAAGUGCGGAGAUUGAGGGGCAUACAGCAGCGACGAGUACAUCAUCUGGUAAUUACGCAGCAAUGCAUACAUCAUCUGGGAAUCAUGCAGCAACGAGUACAUCAUCUGGGAAUAACAAGCAUACGACGCUGCUGGGGAGGAAGAAACAUUCUGUUCCUGUGAAGCUCAACCCGACUUAUUCUAGUAAAAGAAGAGUCCCCAGUGGUCCUGAUCCUAUACACAACAGGCACGUCGGAGAAACUAGAAGACCACCUGGCCGUACUUAGCACCGCCUCGGAAUUGAACUGAGAGGGUGGUUUAGUCAGUACGUACGCUAUGGGACAAGUUAUUGGAAAAUCUAUCUAUUAUUGCAAAGGAUUAUAUGAUGGGUGGAAUUUUCAUUGUUUUGUUUCGUUAUUAUUUAUAAAUAUAUGUAUAGGAAGUUUUCAUUUUAAGUAUGAUUUAUUUCCCAUUUAGAGAUUAAAAUGUCAUAAGAAGUGAUUCCUUUGUUGUAAAGAUUUGGUUUUUCUCAAGUUAUGAGAUUUUUACGUGUAAAUUUAACUCAAGUUUUUUUAUGGUGCGACGGAUUUUGCAUGUAUCAUAUCGUUUAUUUAAUUAUAUUUUUAUUUAUUAUAAUUUGAGCCCUUUUUUUUUUUUUUUUUUUUUUUUUGGAUUUAUAAGCCUUUUUUGACGCUUUUGGUUGCAUGAGUCGUCGGUGCUUUAGGGCAGCUCGUGCUCAACAGUCGUCAACAAAGGUGUGUUUCUCCCCAUUAGUUAAAAGUCGUUUUUGUUGUAACAAAACUUUGUUAAAUGGUAACAUUUUCAUUGAAAUUCGUAAUUGAUGAGAUUUGUUUUUUGCU
Messenger RNA from Chenopodium quinoa (quinoa), 2095 nucleotides. RefSeq lists its product as uncharacterized. NCBI's taxonomy places the organism in Eukaryota, Viridiplantae, Streptophyta, Magnoliopsida, Caryophyllales, Amaranthaceae. The coding region runs from base 1151 to 1522 and encodes 123 amino acids. The record is from RefSeq and is a predicted model, not a curated record. The transcript is spliced from 2 exons.